Pedinophyceae sp. YPF-701 is the source of this 1620-nucleotide messenger RNA. The record is from the annotation of a GenBank genome assembly. NCBI's taxonomy places the organism in Eukaryota, Viridiplantae, Chlorophyta, Pedinophyceae.
AUGGAUUCCAACAACAAGGCUGCUUCCAACAGGCCGAGGCAGGCACAAGGCGACGAAAUUGGUGGCCAGACACGCGGUGAUGACGAUCCUUUCGCCGAUCUACACUUCGAAGGCCUCUAUGACAGCGAACUGAAGGACCUCAUCCGCGACACAGGGAUUUGGGGCAACCACCCAACUUCGCACGAUCUGGACCAGCCGCUCCACGCGUCUGUUUUGCAUCUCCGCGGGGGCCUCGAGAUGCAGGACACACCUCUGCGUGCACAAGCAGGUGACGACGAGCCAAACGCCUGGUCAAAUACCUUCGACGCCGCCGUUGGAGCAGCGGCGUGCUUGCUCGCGGACGAUCGAGCUCAUUCAUCAGAGGCUGGGCAUCACCUCGCACGCCGCCCUCCGCCGUACCCAGACACGAACAACGUCUACGGCGACCUGGAGAUCGGCUCGUUUUUCGACACCUCGGCGGGGUCUCUCGCACGCGUCGCCGGUGUGCCGCCGUCACCAGGGCCGCGACAGCGAUUCUUGAGUGAUCCCGGCAAUGACGGCGCGUUGCAAGAGGUCCGCACCUCGGCCAAGCUUCCGCGUCUGCAUGCGCGCCACAGGGCACCGAGCGAGGGAGUGCGUGAGAUGCGGGGCAAUUACCAGCUGAGGCCUCGAUCUCAUUCUCUUGGUCCCGGUGCGUUCGCCGAGCCAGAUGUCGGCGAUAUUUCCGUGGACGAGCCAGAUACGCGACAGGUUUCUGCACGGCCGCGAAGUCAACCUCCUCCGACGCCCUCUCCGCGCGCUCGUUCCCGCGGCAAGCGACCGUCUUCUGGUGGAGGUGGCCGUGGCGCUGCUCAGCCACGACAGUCCGUGCGCAGCACGUCACAGUACCGCGGUGUGACGCUGCACUGCCGCACGGGGCGAUUCGAGGCGCACGUGUGGCACGAGGGCAAGCAGGUCUACCUGGGCGGUUUCGAGAGUGAGGAAGCAGCAGCCCUGGCGUACGAUCUCGCUGCGAUCAAGUUUCGGUCGAGAGAUGCCAUCACAAACUUCGACAUCCGCAACUAUGAGCAGGAGCUCGCGAAUCUGGACAGCCUGACCAAAGAGGAGCUCAUCGUGAGCCUCCGCAGACAAAGUAAGGGGUUCGCAAGGGGCAGCAGCCGGUUCCGCGGCGUCACGAAACAUCAGAAGGGCAAAUGGGAAGCUCGCAUCGGCAGCAUGGUGGGGAAAAAGUACAAAUACCUUGGGCUCUUUGAGACGGAGGUAGAAGCAGCGAUCGCGUACGACCAGGAGGCUGUGCGACAGAAAGGCUUGCAGUCGGUCACGAACUUCGACAUUAUGGAGUAUGCGGCGUUCCUUUCGCCGGCAGACCAAGCAGCGUUGCAGACCGAGCGCGAGCGCGAGCAGGAGAGAGGCAGCAGAGCAACUGGCAGGCGGACGGCAACCCGCACGCCGAUGCAUCUCACGCAGCCCUCGCCCAUCGUCAACGAAGCUUUCACCCGUCACGGGCUUUCGUCUCGGCCAACAUCGAAAGACAACGGCGAUGUAGCUUUGGGCGCUUCACAGGUCGUCCACGUGAUGCCGUCGAAUGAAGCGCUACAGGGGAUCCCGAACCUGAAAGGCAGCCAGGCCCGAGCCGCCUGA